AAAAGAAAUAUAAAGUUAAAUAAAAACUAAAGAAAAAACGCGAUUUGCGGGGAGAAGGCAAUAUAAAGAUUAUAAACAAAAAAAAUGCGCCUUUUAGAGGGAGUAGCAUGGCGGGAAGGACCGCAGAUGUUGCUUCUUCUUGUUCUUUUAGCCAUCAGUUCAAACAUAUUUUUGGCUUCAGUGUCGGCCAAAACUGGACCCUCUCAUGACAAAGUGGUUGUUUGCUAUAUAUCAACAUGGGCUGUUUAUCGUCCUGGACAGGGUAUCUAUGCGAUAGAGAAUUUCGACCCUAAUUUAUGCACACAUGUGGUAUACGCAUUUGCCGGUCUAGACAUUACACAUGCAGCCAUUAAAUCGCUUGAUCCCUGGCAGGAUCUGAAGGAAGAGUUCGGUAAGGGGGGCUAUGAGCAAUUGACGGGUCUGAAACGCAGCUAUCCGCAUCUAAAGGUGUCUUUGGCCAUUGGCGGCUGGAAUGAGGGUUCCACAAAUUAUUCACGUUUGGUCGACAAUGUUCAAUUGCGUCGGAAAUUUGUCGAACAGGUUUCGGGUUUUAUACGAAAAUAUAAUUUCGAUGGACUCGAUCUCGAUUGGGAAUAUCCCACACAGCGUGGCGGUAGUCCACGUGAUAGAGAAAACUUUGUCACAUUUACCAAAGAGCUGCGGGAGGAAUUUGAUAACCAUGGCCUACUGUUGACCUCGGCCAUCGGGGCGUCAAAAAGUGUAAUUGAUGAGGCCUACGAUGUGAGGCAACUGUCGCGUUAUUUGGACUAUCUACAUAUUAUGUGCUACGAUUAUCAUGGCAGUUGGGAUCGCAAGGUCGGCUAUAAUGCCCCUUUAUCGAACACCAAUAAGGACGAUCCACUGACUGUGGAAUUCACCAUUGAUUAUCUGUUAAAGCUGGGUGCUCCGCCAUCAAAACUAGUCCUUGGCCUGCCUUUCUAUGGACGCACAUUCAAAGCAAAUGGGGAGGGCAAUCUGAAUGAUCCAACCGAUGCGGCUGGGUUUCAAGGACCUUUUACCCGGGAGGAUGGAUUCCUCGGCUACAAUGAGAUCUGCAGCAUUUUGAGUAACAAAACAUCGGGCUGGUCCCAAAAAUGGGACCCAGUCGCCUGCCAAGUAUUGGCCCGGUCAGAACGCGAUGUCUUCACCCAAGAAGUGAGCGUUGUGACCUUCGAUAGUACACGCUCGAUCGCCAACAAGGUGUUGUUUGCCAUGACGAAACGUUUGGCAGGCGUCAUGGUCUGGUCCAUCGACACGGAUGACUUUAAGGGCAAUUGUCAACUGGACGAGGAGACAUAUGCUGAUUACAAGCUAGUGAGCAUUGCUCCCAGGCGCAUCAAUCAGAAUUAUCCAUUGCUUCGUACCAUUAAUGAGGCAACCACGUUGGCCCUGGAGGAAUUGGCUGCCAAUGACCUGAACAGCCAUGUGCCAGACGUGGCCGAUAAUGAGAUCCCCCAUGGCAGUAAUGCGGAUCGCAAGAGUGGGGCAUCUAGUUUAGUCUUUGGCCUCGGCCUAAUCAUCAGUGUUAUGUAUGCAUUAAUGUGUAUUUCCUAACAGUUAAGCAUAAGUCAUAAAUUACCAAAAACAAAAAUUAAGCAACAAAUACCCGAAACGAAACUGGUAAAAUAUUGAUACAAAAAAAUAAAAGCCAAAUUAAAUAUAAAAAA
Drosophila willistoni is the source of this 1667-nucleotide messenger RNA. It is a transcript of the gene Cht2, whose product is annotated as probable chitinase 2. Lineage: Eukaryota; Metazoa; Arthropoda; Insecta; Diptera; Drosophilidae. Gene Ontology annotation, molecular function: chitinase activity; chitin binding. The record is from RefSeq and is a predicted model, not a curated record. The transcript is spliced from 5 exons. Gene Ontology annotation, cellular component: extracellular region. The coding region runs from base 85 to 1554 and encodes 489 amino acids. Gene Ontology annotation, biological process: chitin catabolic process; carbohydrate metabolic process.